GUGACCGCGCUCCAGAGACUCUCUGCGCUCUGGGGCAGGGCAGAUCUAAAUUGGGAGCAGCGGUGGGCAGUGGGUCUCCACGAUGAGGCCGGCUCUCGCCUUGUGUCUCCUCUGUCAGGCGUUCUGGCCCAGGCCUGGUGGUGGCGAGCACCCUACCGCCGACCGCGCGGGUUGCUCAGCCUCUGGGGCUUGCUACAGUCUACACCACGCUACCAUCAAGCGGCUGGCGGCCGAGGAGGCCUGCAGCCUGCGCGGCGGGUCUCUCAGCACAGUGCAUGGUGGUGCUGAGCUGCGUGCAGUGCUCGCGCUCCUAAGGGCAGGCCCUGGGCCUGGAGGAGGCUCCAAAGACCUUCUGUUCUGGGUCGCCUUGGAGCGCAGACGUUCCAACUGCACCCUGGAGAACGAGCCAUUGCGGGGUUUCUCCUGGUUGUCCCCUGACUCCGGAGAGUCCGAAAAUGACACGCUGCCGUGGGUGAAGGAGCCACAACUCUCUUGUACUGUGCGGAGUUGCGCGGGACUCCAGGCCACCGGUGGGGUGGAGCCCGCGGGCUGGAAGGAGAUGCGUUGCCACUCGCGCGCCAACGGCUACCUGUGCAAGUACAAGUUUGAGAGUUUGUGCCCUGCGCCGCGCCCCGGGGCUGCGUCUAACUUGAGCUAUCGCGCUCCCUUCCAGAUGUACAGCUCCUCUUUGGACUUCAGUCCUCCUGGGACCAAGGUGAGUGCACGCUGCCCGGGGGAGCUCUCCAUCUCAGCCACCUGCGUCGAGGAAGAGAAUGGCGCUCAUUGGGAAGGGCUCCCCACUGGGGCGGUGCUCUGUCCCUGCCCCGGGAGGUAUCUCCGUGCCGGCAGAUGCUCAGAGCUCCCUAACUGCCUAGAUGCCUUGGGAAACUUUGCCUGUGAAUGUGCUGCAGGCUUCCAGUUGGGGAAAGACAGACGCUCUUGUGUGACAAAGUGGGAAGGACAGCCGACCUCUGGGGGAACCACGGGGCUCACCAGGCUCCAGCUGUUCACUGAAGGCAGCCCAGUGCCAAAGAGACCGUCGUCACCUCCAGUCCGUGAGAAGCCAGGAGAGAUACCCCAUGCCACUGGAAAAGACAGUUCUGCAACAUCUGUUUCUGAGAUUCUUCAGUGGGGAACACAGAGCACCACAUCGACCCUUCAAAUGUCCCCUGGAAUCAAGUCAAAGGCCACCAUCACCCCAUCAGGAAGCGUGACCCCCACGUUUAAUUCCACAUCUUCCUCUCUCAUUCCCCAUUCUUUGGACUCCUCAUCCACCGUGGUCUUCAUACUCGUGAGCAUAGCAGUAGUAGUUUUGGUGAUCUUGACUAUGACAGUGCUGGGGCUUUUCAAACUCUGCUUUCACAAGAGCCCUCAGUCCUCAUCAAGGAAGGGGCCUUUGGCCCCGGGGGGCAAGGAGACUGAUGCUGAGACCGCUACUUUGCCUUCUGGUUCUGCACAUUGCACAGACAAUGGGGUGAAGGUCAGGAACUCUGGUGUGCUGGACAGAGCAGAGGGCCCCUCGCUGGCAGGGUCCUCCCUUGGCUCUAGCAACACGUAGGGAAACAAGUCAUGGACACUCCUUGUGAACAUCCUUUCGCCAUUUCAAGGAAAAGGGAAAAGAUAAACUUACUUGUGGGAUGGCGAGUUCUACAGAAAUUCCCCCUUUAAAUUUCCUCUAUGCCACCAAGGAACUCAAUCUGAACAGCACACCCAUUCCCAGAAGGUGGAUGAGGUGGAAGUGCCUUAGUGUGGUACUGGUGGGCAGGGUGGUAAGGGGUGAGGAGGAGGACAGUAUUUUCUUAUGUUCUGGAGAAUUUAGAGAAGUAACAGAACAUUUCAAGACACUGGAAGCAAAUAGAAAACAAUACAUUUUUAAAGGUUAUUUUUUAUCAAAAUAGGAAGGAAACCUGUCUGUAUUGUGCAGCUGAGAACAUACUGAUUUGAAUUUCCCAGUCAAAAUAAAAGAUUGUUGAUAACCCAGAUUCAAAUAUGUUUGGCUUCCACAAGAAGUAACUAUUUAGGAAUAAUUUUAGGAGCAUGUUGGGAAUUGUAACAAAAUUUGGGGUCUUCUGGGAAUAGCCACAAGGUACCUAUUCCUUUUAGAUUGAUGGGAAAGCCCUUAAGCCCUGUGAUAGAACAGAUCUUUCAGAGCUGGUAACUUUUCCCUUUGUUCUUUUAUCCUUUGAUUUCAAAGUCACUGCUACUUGUGUGCUCUGCUAUAAAUCCACAGUGGAGUGUUUCCAGAGUUUCUGGCUCUGGAAGCAAAUUAUAGUUGACCACCAAUUCAAGUGUUUUCUGUGUGCCCUUGCCCAAGGAAACAAAUGAUUUGUGUUUUCCCUUUUCAAUGUUUGUGCUCUCCAGUGUAAUGACCUCUGCAACCAAAUCACCUUAUCCUAAAUAUUAGGAUGCUGAUCCUCACUUCCAAUUAUGGUGAUGUUAAUUCUCAAUUAAAACGUUAAUGCUAAGUAUUGAUUUGAAAUCUUCUGGGUGCAUUAAAGCAAAAGUAAACUGGGUUUCUUUCAAAGUUGGUAGAUGCUUGUGCACUUUUUAAUUCAUGGAUAAACUUGAUUGUCAAUUCAUUUCCUUUUCUUCUGAAUAAGCAUGUGCAGUCACAAUACAUGUUCAUCUUGGAAUGAUUACAAUUUAACAAGAGUCUCCCUUGACAAAGACAUGGUAAACAGCUUUCCAUAGAAUUAAGAGUAGAAGGAAGAAAUGAUAAAUAAAAAAAUCUAUCAAUAAGUUAUGAUUUGGUAUUAUUAGAGAGUAAUCAAAAUGAAGCAUUUCUGUGACAAAAAUUAAGACAUAAUAAAAAUUACUAUGUAGAUGUAUCAAGAUUUCUGAUUCUAGUUUUAAAGUGCUAAGAAUUUAAAAGUGCAAAAGGGUUAGCUCAUGGAGAGAGCUAGAGAAACAAGUUCAGUAAUGGGGAAAAACAAAAAUAGGAAAAAGCUUAUGCUAUAUUUUCACAGAAUUAUUUUGAUAUACUUGAGUGUAUAAUGUAUACAAAGGAGGAUGGACCAAAAUUAGUAAAUUACCAAAAAAUAAAAUAAUCUACUAGAAAAUUAAAACAGCUCAAUGUAUAAGCCCAUUAUUCUAAAUACAAGUCUAUAUUUGGUAUUUUAACAUUAAAGGAAUAGAGUAAUAGAUAAUUUGCUUCAUAUGCUAAAUAUGUUUAUAAGCAAUUACAUUUAAGUAAAAUCAUAAAUGAAAUAGAAUUAGCAACAUUUGAAGGAACUUUAAAAAUUAUCAUUUCUUAAGUGAAACUAAAAAUUGGAUCAAUAAUGGCUUGCCAAAUGUUCCUCAACUCAUCAGAGUAUGUCUCAGCUCACCUCUGUUUUAGUGUUAUAGUUUUCCUCUUUACUACAUGAAUUCUCAGUAGAGAAGGUAACUAUUGAAUAGAGCAUAUAGUGAUUGAAAAAAUACCUUCAUCUGUAACUUAACUGACCUAUAACACACACACACACACACACACACACACACACACUAUCUUAAAGCUGGAUGCUUUUGUAUUAUUAUUUCAUACAACAGAGAAUGUGUCAUUAUUUUAUAAGGCAACAUAUGGUAUUAUGGGUUUUGGGCUCUAAAUAUUCUUUGUGAAGAAUAAAUGGGUAUCAGUCAA
Molecule: messenger RNA, 3616 nt
Organism: Ictidomys tridecemlineatus (thirteen-lined ground squirrel)
Lineage: Eukaryota; Metazoa; Chordata; Mammalia; Rodentia; Sciuridae
Gene: Clec14a
Product: C-type lectin domain containing 14A
Biological process (GO): cell migration
Cellular component (GO): extracellular matrix; external side of plasma membrane
Molecular function (GO): extracellular matrix binding; extracellular matrix protein binding
Source: RefSeq, a predicted model, not a curated record